AAUCAUUAAAAUAUAUAAGCUCGCAUUGGUCGUCGUGUCCAAUCACUGUUUAUACGUUUCUGCCACGUAUUAUCAUUCUUAUUCUCAUUCUCAGAUUAUAAUUAAACAUCCCAGCAAAUAAAUUAAAUAACAAAAAAUAAAAAUGGGCAAAUUACCAUUUUUAUUGGUGAUACUCACGAUCGUGUACCACUGCCAUGCAGAACAAUCUUUUUCAAUCGGAAAUAUUAUGGGAGUUGGUGACGUUAUUCGUGAUACCGCCGGUUCCAUAAAUAGCGUUUACAGGAAAUUGCAAGGACCCGAUAAAAAAACAUUACAGCAGCAAGAACAGGGUAUUAAGGACAUAAGAGAUUCUUUAUCAAAAAAUCGAGGUGUACUCGGCCAUGCUCAUCAAAACGCAAAAAACUUUCAUAACCAACUUAAGGCUACCGAUGAAAGUAUUUAUGAUUUGACGCAAAGCAUUCAUGAAUUGACGGCAACCCAGAAGAAAUAUCAAAUUAGAAUUAUUUAUGCGUUCGAUGCAAUAAACCGAAUAUCUGAGGAAUUGACUGAAAUUCCAUUGGCAAUUCACGAGAUGAUGAAAGGUUUACUGAAUGAUUUUAUCGAGUACGUGACAAACGAAGCUGAGCUCAACAGUAGAAUGAUUGAAUUACAGGAAUAUACAACACGUAUUGACAGUUUAUACUCCAGAUUUUUAGAACAUAUUAAUCCAUUCAAACCUUUCGAUCCUCAUGUUACGAAAGCUUUCACUGGAACUUUAUUGUCAUACAAUCCGGACGAACUGAUCAAUACUGUUCAAAAAAUGCAUGAUUUACUGGUACCUGGUAGAGCGGGAAUAAUUUACGACGGACUAUUUAUGUAUAUAAAAAAUCAUCAGAACCGAUUGGGUUUCGAAAGUAGAUGUGACUUAGAACAUUCAUUUCAAAAUAAACUACGCACAAUAUAUAAUUUAGUUAUUGUCACUGAAAUCCGAGCAUUUUCAAUGAUCAUGUUUGCCUUAAGGUACCGGGAAAUAUCUAACCACUUCGUGUUGAGGUUUAAGUCGCAAAAGAUUUCUGCGGUAAAGCAGGUAAUGAAACGUUUGUCUAAUUAUUUGGAAGCUAUGAAAACGGCCAUGGGGACAUCGUCGAGGGAACUUUUCCGCUGCGACCCGUCUAAACAGAUAAUAGAUGAAACAUCAUUCCGGUUGAACAAUUUGUUUGGAAAGUACUACGUUAAUACCAAACAACUGUUCAAUACAUGUGAGGUUGAAGCGGAAGAAAUACAAACGGAAAAUGCUAUUGAGGAUCUAGAGAGAUUCGAUGAAGACAAAUCGACAUUUUUUGUUCCGUUUUACAGACCUAGGUAUCAAUGUAAUGGUAUAUUACAUGAUUGUGUGAAGGCAGAUCGUGACUACAAAUUUUGUGAAUCGAAUAUAGGUACCAUGAGACGUUAUAGCUUCGCUAUAAAUAGUACAUCAUUUCCAACUAAACCAACUGAUUGUAACGGACGUUACAUCGAUACACUGACUCAGCCUAAAUGUCCGAAUCUGAUAUGCCAAUGCUCUGAAGAAAGUGCUCAAUCCAUCGCAACACGUGCCAUCAAUUUAAUGCCUCAAAUGGCGGACAUUGAAAAUAACAUGGUUGUUACAAAUGUUCGUUUGGUAAAAAAAUACAAUAUGGUCCAUUUGGAAAUUGAACAGGGUAGAUUACUAAGCGAAGGUAGCAUAGACGAUGAAUCAAAAGAAGCUGUGCCAAUUGGUAAAUUCCGUUAUUUCCAAAAUGUACCAGAAGGUUCAUUCGUUAAACUAUCCGAUGCCGUAGACGAUAAUAUAAUACCAUUAACAUACGACGUUGAUUACACAUAUCUUUUCCGCAACCGUGAUACAAUGAACCUGGAUGACAUUGUGCUUGAAAAGGGUUACGUUGUUACUGGAGUUAAAUUCGGUACUGCUGAACUUAAUCCCGCAGAUAUUAACGAAAAGAAUAAAAGUCCAAUACAAUUGGAAGUAUUUGGGACGCCAUUUGAUUAUGAUACUGGAAAAUUGAUACCAACCGAAACCAAUCCGACGAAACUUUUCAAAGCUGUCGAUAUGUCAAAACAUGAAGAGUAUACUUUCGGAAGGACACCAGUAGAUAUUUCUAAUAGCGAUGAUUCAAUAAAGAUGCCUCAGAAUACAAAAACAUCUAAACCAAAUCAGUCAAUUAGAUUCCAAACUACCUCUUGGGAUAAAGAUUUGGGACAGACUGUUGUUCCAUACUUUGAUACUUUGCCUGCUUUAGUAACAACAAAAAGAACCGUUGCACUGGAUGGUGUUGGUAUUUUCCAUCGUGGUUCACCAGGUUACGGUGGUUUUAUAGCUCCUAAAAUUUUCACCGUCGAUCAUUCCAAGUACAUUAAAUCCGCCAUAAGCGAUGAAGACAUAGAAAAAUAUUCAAUGUCUUGGAUAAUAAAUGACCCAGAAGAAGAACCAACACCAGCAGCCAUACGAGCAUACUUAAGAAAACUCGAAGAGUUGAGUCAAAGAAAAUCUUAAAUUUGACUUGAUUAAACUUAAUUUUCUUUGAAGUCGAUAUGCCGACAACUGUAUUCCACAUUUCAACUUUUUUUGACU
Messenger RNA from Microplitis mediator, 2590 nucleotides. RefSeq lists its product as uncharacterized. NCBI's taxonomy places the organism in Eukaryota, Metazoa, Arthropoda, Insecta, Hymenoptera, Braconidae. The coding region runs from base 143 to 2512 and encodes 789 amino acids. The record is from RefSeq and is a predicted model, not a curated record. The transcript is spliced from 8 exons.